This is a messenger RNA of Thunnus maccoyii (southern bluefin tuna), 1599 nucleotides long. RefSeq names its product tubulin epsilon and delta complex 1 (gene tedc1). Bases 165 to 1442 code for a protein of 425 amino acids. NCBI's taxonomy places the organism in Eukaryota, Metazoa, Chordata, Actinopteri, Scombriformes, Scombridae. The transcript is spliced from 8 exons. The record is from RefSeq and is a predicted model, not a curated record.
AAUCGCUGUUCCCUCCAUUCGCUUCCUUGGCAACAGCAUGAUACCCGGAAGUUGUUGUCUUCGCCGCGAAAUAUCAACAGCUCCAACUUCAGAGCAGUAGAAAUGUCAGUGCCAGUGUUUUGCAGUAGAUAAAACCCUCCUGAGUGUAGUGUGCGGUGGUUGUAAUGCAGCGUAGUAAAGCGGCUGUGAGUGUGGAGGUGAAGCAGGUGAUUGCAGCUCUGUGUAGACUGCUAGCGGCCACCGGCCUCCACGCUGUCCCCGCUCCGGAGACCUUCAGACGGGCUAAAUUUGGUGGUGAAGUCGAGGUGGAGGAUCAGUUCUGGCAGCUGCUCGCUAACAUCUUUCAGACAACUGGAACCGUUUCCUCUAAAGCCAGCACACAGCUAACAGAGACUUCUGAACACAGGAAGCUGGUGGCUGCAGGACUGUGGCAGACUGGCUACUAUGCUGACUGGAUGUAUGUGAGGAGGGGAGGUGGAGGAGGAGGAGGAGGAGGGGAGGAGGGGAGAUUCUCCAGCAGAGAUCUGCUCCUGGCGUUGGGCUGGCUGCUCGCUACAGGAACACUGGAGAAACUGCUGACUCUGCGAGUACAGCAACUGGACAAAACACUACUCACACCUACACCUGUGAAGCCUCAGAUUUCUCAUGAGGUCCAGUUAGACUCGGCUUCUCUUAGGAGACUUCAGUGGCUCAUUGGCUGUCUGAGACAUCAGGGGCGGACCCUGCUGUCCAUGCAGGAAGAGCGAGCUUCAUUGCUUCAUGCUGUUUUUUCUGCCAGCCUCCCCUCCUCUGCAUCCUCCUCCUCUGAUCAAAGCUCUUCAGUGCUAAGAGAAGAUUGUGCUCAUAUGCGGGAGCUCUGUGACCUCCUUGAAGCAUAUCUGAAGUGGAAACAGGUGGAGAAAGUUUUCUGGACCUGGAUGGAUAGCGUAGUGGAUUGCCAUCUGAAAGAUCCUGUUGUUGAGAGGUCUACACAUCCAACUGAUAGGAGAGCAGCAGUUUGUCACCACGGAAACCGGGGUUUAGAGAAAUUGGAGGACAUGCUGUUGAGACUGCCCACAUCACAGAAAGGUCAGAGGAGAGGCAAAAGGGAUGCUGAACACAGGGGAGAGGGAGGAGAGAGGUUGCAGGGUAGAUUGGACACCUCCACCCUCCCUCCCCUUCUCUCUUCUCUCCCCUCCCUGCCCUCCCUGCCCCUCCUCUCCCAGUCCUACCGAGCCAGGCUCCAUGCUGAGAAGCCAGUCAGACACAGCAGCCGUCCAGCGGGGGGGCUCUGCGGCAGGGCCGAGGAUCCAGACGAGCUGUCGGCGUCUCACGCUACACAGCUGCUUCUUCACACAGAGGCCAGACUGCUGGAGAGGAGGGACAGGCAGAGAAUGGCCAACAAGAUACAGCUGCAGGAGAUAACUGGCAGGCUGGACGAACUGGUGUUGAUACCACCGUAGACCUUCCUUUUUUUUACUUGAUAAGUAACUUAUGCAAUAUGAAUGAGAUGAUUUGGUCAACAUGAUAAGGACUUGGACAUCCAACCACAUGACUUUUUACAAUUGUUCAAAACAUAAACAUAUGAUGUGGAGCUGGUUCAUUAAAAUAUUACCUGUA